Messenger RNA from Rotaria socialis, 1407 nucleotides. The record is from the annotation of a GenBank genome assembly. Lineage: Eukaryota; Metazoa; Rotifera; Eurotatoria; Philodinida; Philodinidae.
AUGUUAUACGGUGAACAUGUUCCCGGAGUAAUUUUAGAAGAGGAUGAUCAUAAAGCAUCAACAUCUAGAAAAUUUGAUCGGAACAGAAUAAAUCAGAAAGCAGAAUUAACCAAACGUGAAACAGAUAUACGCACGAAACGUACGCCUCGUCAAACAGACUCAUCUACCCCGGAUGAUGUUGGUGGCUUUGUGAAUACUUCAUUUCAUUCUGAUGGUGAAGGAUCGGUAGCAUCGAACGAUUUUAAUCGUCCAACGUCUAUAUCAAGUCAACCGUUUUAUCCGAUUCGUCGAAAACAUCAAGAUAAAGAUAAUUUGAAUGGACUUCGCCCAUCGACAAGUUCAUCUAUUCACACGAGAACAGUAAAGGCUGCAAGAGGGCCCGUACAAGUGUUAUCUGAUGCUACAAUUACACAUAGUCAUGAUGAUGGUGAAAAAAAUGAUUCUGAUGAUGACACGGAAAUCACAGUUGUUAGACCGUGGACACCCAAGGCAAAUCAUUCUAAUGAAACAACAGCGGUAACAAAUGAUCGUUCAAAUGAAACAACAGCGGUAACAAAUGAUCAUUCAAAUGAUAAUGAUGAUGCAAGCGAUCCAUCAUUGUCACUUGUGUUGCGUACAUUAUUUGAAAUGAUUACAGAAGAUUUAGAUAAAUUUGUUUAUACGCCAGCACCAAAUGGUCUUGGUGACGUUCAAUGUCGUAUUACGCGUGAUAAGCGCGGAAUGGAAAAAGGCCUUUUUCCAAUCUAUUAUAUGCAUGUUGAAAGACCUGGUGAUGGUAAAAAGUUUUUUAUUCUUGCCGGACGUAAACGUCGACGUAGUACGACAUCCAAUUAUUUGAUAUCAACUGAUCCAACAGAUUUAUCUCGUGAUGGAGAAAAGUUUAUUGGAAAAUUACGAGCAAAUAUGUUAGGUACAUAUUUCACUGUAUUUGAUCAAGGUUCAAAUCCAAAGAAGAAUGUGUCUAUCGAACAGCAAAGACGAGAAUUGGCUGCUGUUGCUUAUGAAACGAAUAUAUUAGGAUUUAAAGGUCCACGUCGAAUGACAAUCAUUAUCCCUGGCAUGAGUAGUGAUCAUCAUCGAGUUGAAGUUCGACCGAAAAAUGAUUCAGAAAGUUUAAUUGAACGAUGGAAACAUAACGAUAUGAAUAAUCUACUUGAAUUACACAACAAAGCACCGAUUUGGAAUGAAGAAACUCAAUCAUAUGUACUUAAUUUUCAUGGACGUGUAACUCAAGCGUCAGUCAAAAAUUUUCAAGUCGUACAUGAUGAUGAUCAAGAAUAUGUAUGCAUGCAAUUCGGCCGAGUUAGUGAUGAUGUGUUCACAUGUGAUUUUAAAUAUCCACUAUGUGCUGUUCAAGCAUUUGGCAUCGCAUUAUCAUCGUUCGAUGGAAAAUUAGCUUGCGAAUGA